Messenger RNA from Tyto alba (common barn owl), 2962 nucleotides. RefSeq names its product rubicon like autophagy enhancer (gene RUBCNL). Gene Ontology annotation, molecular function: phosphatidylinositol phosphate binding. Gene Ontology annotation, cellular component: intracellular membrane-bounded organelle; autophagosome membrane. The record is from RefSeq and is a predicted model, not a curated record. Bases 523 to 2811 code for a protein of 762 amino acids. Gene Ontology annotation, biological process: autophagosome maturation; autophagosome-endosome fusion; autophagosome-lysosome fusion. NCBI's taxonomy places the organism in Eukaryota, Metazoa, Chordata, Aves, Strigiformes, Tytonidae. The transcript is spliced from 16 exons.
GGGGACCGUGCGGUGUCCCGGCGGGCAGGGCGGGCGCCGCGGCUGCAGGUGCGGCCGAAGCCGAAGCCGAAGUCGAAGCCGAAGCCGAAGCCGAAGCCGAAGCCGAAGCCGAAGCCGAAGCCGAAGUCGAAGCCGAAGCCGAAGCCGAAGUCGAAGCCGAAGCCGAAGCCGGGCGGCAGGCAGGCAGUCUGAGGCGGCGGGAUGUUUCGGUGCAUUUCGCUCCGGAUUAAGCUCUUCCCAAAGCCGUCCGGCGAUCUGAGCGCUUCCGUGUGAAGGGCUGCGCGGCUCCCCAGCGCCGUGCCGGCGGGACAACGCCGGGUUUUGGUCGUCGCCGGUGCCUUGCCCCUGCCCGGUACCGGCGGGGAGCGCAGCCUCUGCUGCAGCGCCGGAACGCGGGGGCUUCGCUGGCUUCGGUGCUGCCGAGUCCUUCUUUUACAACAAACUGCGGGGUACAGCGGAUCAAUACGCUCCUGUUACGCCUGCGGUACUUCACAACAACAAAAAAAUGAAUGUUUUCCCAUCAUGUCUCUCCAUGCAGUAGCUCUGGCCAGCUACAGCACAACAGAGGUCUUCAAGCACCCCUGCUCGAAAAAGUUAAACCACGGAAGCCUAAAGGUGGCUUUCACCGAGUCAACGUAUUCUUCAAAUCCCUCAGCGAGGAUUAGCUGCCUUGCUCCGACACCUCAAAUCUCCGUUCUCUCAGAUGAAUACUCAAGGCCAGCAGUGAUUGGACAUGCUGGAAGUUUUGGAUCAUACCCAGACAGUGCUGAAGCUAUCAAAGACAUUCUCGUGUCUGUUUUAAAUGCGUCUGGUUUGAAGCCCUCUUUGGCACUGGAGCAGACCACAAUGCAGGGAGCUGAGCAUCUGGACAGUGAUGUGGAGCAGUGGGAAGAAAGCAGCGACGGGGAUAGCCAUGACGACAGCGAUUCUGCACAUCACAACGCUGCCUGUACACAAACAGACAUUCGGUUUACAAGGCACCGGGCCUGUUGGGACAACACGUGCUGCAAUUCCUCUAAGCCCUCACUGGAUACUUUCUUUUGUCCCCGUUACUCUGACAGGGAUUCUGCUGCUUCCUCCUUGAAUGGUUUCACUCUUUCAGACGUGUGCCCUCUGAAGCAGGACUGCUUUACCCAGGUGACGUUAACAGGAGGCACUGUCACAUCAGCUGUUGUGCAUUCUGGAAAAGAGCAUUAUAACUCUUCAGAAAGAGACUUGGCUUUCACAGGGCUUCUUCCAGAUCCAACUGUUGGUAAGCCAGCAGAUGUGUUGAAAUACCCUGAUGCUUUGGAGCCUGCGCCUGUCAGCAGUGGUGACAGCAAUUCUCCCAGUGGACUUUCCCAGUCAGAGCCAGUCAAUCCAACAGAUUCUCCUUCUCCUUUGAACAUAAGUGCUAUACUCCUGAAUCGCUCAUUGCAGGACAUCUGCAUGCUUCCAGAAGAUGUAGAGAAGGAAAACGCGCACUUUUUUGUUGCAGAUAUGAUUAUAGCAUCGCUAGAAAAAAUGAAAUGUAAUAUCCUAAGCCAACAAGCAGAGUCCUGGGGUGUGGAGGAAGCGAGUGGAUCAGAUGGCAGCUAUCACACUGAUUUGGUGUUAUCUUCUUACCCUGGAGUGAAGAAGUCUGAUUCUUCUGUUGCCUCUUCAGACAGUGGCUAUGAAGGCAGUGCUCUGCUGCCCGUCAGCUCCCCAGUGCAUCUGCCAUCACGUCAUGAGGCUACCAGAUUUCGUUGCCACAGUGACUCAGAGGAUGAAUAUGUAAUUAUUGAACUUGAAGACCUUGAAAAUCUGUCUGUCGCCCCAGAUGAAAGAUCAUCUUUUGAACCGGGCAGCAAUUCCGCUGAAGCGACAGCCCAGGAGUUGUGUAGAGCUUUCAGAAAACACUGGUUGCAGACAGACUCUUCAGUCCAACUGUCUGGUUGCCUGAGCUCGUCUAAGCAGAGGUCUGUGCUGAAAGAAGAGAUUCCAAGAGAGCUUGAGUCCAGUUUGAAUCUGGCUGAAGAAAUAAAGAUCAUAUCCAAAUUAAGAGGAUCUUCUGGCUGGUCUCCACCGAGAUCUCAGAUUAUAUUUAAUAUUCACCCUUCAGUCAAGAGAGAUGCAGUGGUGGCUGCCCAAAACUUUACAUGUGUUGGUUGUGGAACUCCAAUAGAAAGCAAAUAUGUUGGGAGACUCCGCUAUUGUGACUACCUGGGGAAAUACUUCUGUGACUGCUGCCACAGCUAUGCCCAGUCUUCCAUUCCUGCCCGAAUACUUUUGAAGUGGGACUUCAAAAAAUACUACGUAUGCAACUUCUCCAAACACCUACUGGACAGCAUAUGGCAGCACCCAAUUUUCAAUGUGUCGUGUGUUAACAAAGCCCUCUACACAAAAAGUAAAGAAAUGGACAGGGUGAGGGAGGCACAAGAACAGCUUUUUCAUUUGAAAAAGCUUUUGAAAACCUGCAGGUUUGGUGAAAGCGUACUGAAAGAAUUUGAACAGGUCCCCAGUCACCUGACAGAGGAGCUGCAUCUCUUCUCACUGGAUGAUCUGGUGAAGAUCAAACGAGGGCAGUUACUGCCCCUUCUUAAAGAUAUUCUGAAGAGCUCCACCUCCCACGUGGAUGGUUGUGAGCUCUGUCAAGCGAAGGGGUUUAUCUGUGAAUUCUGUCAGAGUGCAGAUCUGCUCUUUCCAUAUCAGAUUGCCAAAUGCAAAAGGUGCACAGAGUGCAAAACAUGCUUUCACAAAGCGUGCUUCAAGUCUGGAGGCUGCCCAAAAUGUCUACGGAUUGCAGCUCGGAAGACGUUUUCAGAAACUCCGUCACCGGCGCCUCUGUGAAACUGGAUUCCUCUGACUGCUGCUUUCAAAAGAUGCUCAAAGCCAAAUCUUCAGGUGCCUGACUAAGAAUUAAAUAAUGUUGUUUUAGACAUUACUAUUUUUAAUGAGUGUCUCCUUUAUGGGGGGUAAAAAAGGAAAAAAAGAAGGGGGG